Chrysoperla carnea is the source of this 729-nucleotide messenger RNA. Its product is annotated as tRNA 2'-phosphotransferase 1. Lineage: Eukaryota; Metazoa; Arthropoda; Insecta; Neuroptera; Chrysopidae. The transcript has 4 exons. Gene Ontology annotation, biological process: tRNA splicing, via endonucleolytic cleavage and ligation. The record is from RefSeq and is a predicted model, not a curated record. Gene Ontology annotation, molecular function: tRNA 2'-phosphotransferase activity. The coding region runs from base 1 to 729 and encodes 242 amino acids.
AUGACGACUAAGAGGUUAUUCUUAUCGAAAAAGGAUGAUUUCGAUACACAAAUAAGUAAAAGUUUGUCAUGGAUUUUACGCCACGGUGCACAUAAAUUACAAUUACCCAUUGAUAGUGAAGGAUUUAUUGACUUAGUUGCUGUAAUUUCAUCAGAGUCUCUUCAAGGUAAAUGUACCCUUGAAGAUAUACAAAGAAUUGUAAAAAAUAAUGAUAAACAACGCUUUACGAUAAGGCGGAAUUGUUUUACAAACAAGUUAGAAAUACGAGCAAAUCAAGGACAUUCUAUUCAGACCGUAACUUCGUUAGAAUUAAUACCGAUUAAACCUGAUUUUAAAUCAGAUAUAAUUCACGGUACAUAUCACAGGUUCUGGCCAAAAAUUAAAGAAAUUGGACUAAGUCGAAUGAAUAGAGUCCAUAUACAUUUUACAACCGCUAUACCAAAAGGCAAAGAACAUGUAAUUAGUGGAAUGCGAAAUAAUUGUGGUAUUUAUAUUUAUAUUGAUUUUCCUAAAGCAUUCGAAAGUGGUCUACAAUUUUUUAUGUCUUCAAAUAAAGUGAUUUUAAGCCCUGGUAAUGAUAAUGGAAUUAUUGAACCAAAAUAUUUUUUAAAAAUUAUUGACGUGAAAACAGCUGCAGCUAUGGCCGUUGUUUAUGACAUAUUUCGCCCCACUCUGAACGAUGAGCAAGUUGAAAAUUCGGAUUCAGCAGGAAAAAAUAUGUCGAAAUAA